Messenger RNA from Lottia gigantea (owl limpet), 1533 nucleotides. RefSeq lists its product as hypothetical. The transcript has 11 exons. Gene Ontology annotation, molecular function: L-amino acid transmembrane transporter activity. Gene Ontology annotation, biological process: amino acid transmembrane transport. The annotation marks the transcript as partial. The record is from RefSeq and is a predicted model, not a curated record. NCBI's taxonomy places the organism in Eukaryota, Metazoa, Mollusca, Gastropoda, Lottiidae. Gene Ontology annotation, cellular component: membrane.
CAGAAGGAGAUCGGUAUUUUGUACGGAGCAGCGCUUAUUAUGAACACAAUCAUAGGGCCGGGAAUUUUUACAUCACCAAAAGGUGUUGUGAAAGGAGCAGGUUCAGUUGGACUUACUCUUCUUAUCUGGGGAGGGUUUGGUUUUUUUAGUGCAAUAGCUGGGCUGUGUUUUGCUGAAUUAAGAGAAUCGGUGACCAGGGAUGGAGUGGAGUAUGCAUAUAUUGCAGAAGCAUUCGGACCUCAUGCUUCAUUUGUCUACUGUUGGAUGAGAAUAGCAGCAGCCGAACCUGUGGCUACAGCUAUAUUCUGCAUGGCUUUUUCUGAUUAUACCAUGGAUUAUGCUUACGAUAAUUGUGGACCUACUCAACUCCACAGAAAGAUUUUAGGAAUUUUUGCUGUAGUUACUCUGGCAUAUUUAAAUGUAUUUAGUUCUAAAUUGUCUGAAAAGGUACAAAUAUUGGGGACCCUCGGGAAGACGAUUGCCUUGGCUAUAAUUAUUACUUGUGGAAUCAUUAAUUUAUCCAAAGGUAAUAAUCUGACAGAAUUGAAGACUGGAUUUGCUGACACUGAAACCAAUCCUACAUCAAUAACCUUGGCUAUUUAUAACUGUUUAUGGGCUUACGGUGGAUGGGCGAGUGUCAACAACGUUACGAAGGGGGUCAAAAAACCACCAAGAAAUUUACCGCGGUUGAUUAAAGUAACCAUACCGACUGUUGGAGUAAUAUUUAUGCUGGUUGUAACUGCAUAUUUUACUGUCAUGACAAGAGAAGAAUUAGUCAAUUCUGAGGCAAUUGGAGUGACGUUUGGUGAAAGAGCAUUAGGAAAAUGUGGCGCUAUUAUACCGAUCUGUGUAGGAUUCUUGGCCUUAAGAAGCGCAAAUUCUACUUUUCUUGAUGCUGGCAAAUUGUCUGGAGUUGCUGUCAAAGAUCACUCGAUGCCAGAAGUUACAUCAUUUGUGCAUGUUAGGAGUAAAACGCCUUUAGUCACCGUUAUUACCAGGGCAAUGAUAGCUAUUGUGAUGAUUAUGCUUGGAACAUUGUCAUCUCUCCUGAACUUUUUUAUUUUCAUUGUAUGGGCCUUCCAUGGUUUCUCCAUCUUGGCUUUAAUUGUUCUACGCUUUAAAAAUAAAGAAAAGGUUCGACCAUAUAAGGUUUAUCUCUUUCUACCAGUAAUAGUCGUGGUUGGUAUAACAGCGAUACUAAUAACACCAUUUUUGGAAAAGCCCAAGCUUGAAUUUAUUUUAGCUGUAUCCUUCUUCAUGUUGUCCAUUAUUUGCUACUAUCCUGUUAAAUAUUUAAGGAGCAGUGAACUGUACCAGCAUACUAAUAUGGGUAAGGAAUUGAAUAACGCGUUGAAUUUGGGCUUUACUCUGUCGGUAAUAAUGCAGGUCAAGCUAUCCUUCCUGUACAACUCUGUAUCUGAAUCAGUCUACUCAACACCCCAUUCGGAGAGACCACAUAACCAGUUAUGUCUAUUUUCAAAUUCAUGCAGGCCACCAAUAUGGUUCUUUGUGUGUUUCCCUCACUUCAUAUAA